Messenger RNA from Fimicolochytrium jonesii, 318 nucleotides. RefSeq lists its product as uncharacterized. Lineage: Eukaryota; Fungi; Chytridiomycota; Chytridiomycetes; Spizellomycetales; Powellomycetaceae. Gene Ontology annotation, cellular component: mitochondrial inner membrane. The transcript is spliced from 3 exons. Gene Ontology annotation, biological process: mitochondrial respiratory chain complex IV assembly. The coding region runs from base 1 to 318 and encodes 105 amino acids. The record is from RefSeq and is a predicted model, not a curated record.
AUGGCCAACCCACCGACACCCGCUGCGCCGCCGCGCCCCCAGUCACACCCUCUGGAUUUCGCUGGGAUGCCCGUAACAGAAGCGUACAAGCACAUCAACCGAAUUGAGCGGCGGAUGACACCCGAGCAGCUCAUGCAGGCGAAAAUGCAGAUCAUGAGACCUUAUAAGACGAGGAAUAUGGCAGUCGGGGGUGGAUUGAUUGCCUUUGUGUUGGGGAUAUAUGUGUACUCCAUGUACAAGACGGGGCACGACGACUUUGACAUCCCGGUCCCAAGGGCAGCGUCGGGGGCAGCCGCCACCAACGCCAAGACUGCUUGA